Molecule: messenger RNA, 4201 nt
Organism: Mobula hypostoma (lesser devil ray)
Lineage: Eukaryota; Metazoa; Chordata; Chondrichthyes; Myliobatiformes; Myliobatidae
Product: profilin-1-like
Exons: 3
Coding region: 91-510 (139 amino acids)
Biological process (GO): regulation of actin filament polymerization; positive regulation of actin filament bundle assembly; actin cytoskeleton organization
Cellular component (GO): cytoplasm
Molecular function (GO): actin binding
Source: RefSeq, a predicted model, not a curated record
GCCUUUAAGUGGGCGCGGCGGCGGGCGGGCUGCAGUCGGGACGCGGCGUUUGUCUGGUUGCAUAGUGAGCGCUCGUCGACUCUUCGCACAAUGGCUGCCGGCUGGGAUGCUUACAUUCAGAACCUCAUGGCUAACGAAGACAGCCACGAUGCGGCCAUCGUGGGCAUUGAGCCGUUCUCGGUGUGGGCCUCGCAUGCAGGCGGCAACCUCAGCGGCGUGCAGGCCAAGCAAAUCGAUGCACUGAUGUCAUCUGAUGUAUCCAGUUUGUACACUAAUGGGGUAACCUUAGGAUCCAAGAAGUAUACCGUUAUAAGACAUGCACUCCAGGACAGUGGCUUUGUAGAUUUAAAGGUCAAGUCAGCAAACGAAGAAGAAAAACGUGCUCUUGCUGUGGCCAGGACUAAGCAGGCACUAAUUUUACUGGAGGGCUCACAUGUGCAAGGUUCAUGUUCCCGAGUAAACAUAAAGGCAUCUCAAUUGGCUGAGUACUUGAAGAGCAGUCAUUACUGAUGGCUUUGCUACAACCUGACUGUGCUACUUAUAUCUUCAUGAGCUUGUCUACUGCAAUUACCCUUUUUAUACUACACUGAAGUGAAAGCAAAGUCUGGUUAAGCUUUAAUGCGGUGUUACUCAAUGAUUCCUGGAGUUUAUUUCCAAUUAUUGCAAAUCUAAUGACAACCACAAGUCAAAUGAUCUUUAAUGCCAAGUGCAGCUGGUGUCAAUAAAUCUCUACCACCCACAUCAACAACUGGUUUGAAUUUUUCUUUUGCCAAGAAAAUGCCCAAUGUUGACUGCACCCAUGAUUGCUGGGUUGAACCACCAGUAAUCAACAUAACGUUUGCAGGCCAUGAUCUGUAGAAAUUGGGGAAAUCUGUAGAAAUUCAUUUUAAGAGCUCAGUGGUAAUGUUGCCACUCUGGGUCACACUUGUGGAGUAUUGUGUUCAGUUCUGGUUGCCUCAUUACAUGAAGGAUGUUGAAGGUUUGAGAGAAUGCAGAGGAGAUUUACUGGGAUACUGCCUGCAUUAGAGAAGAAGUUUACUGAGGAUGGGUUGAGUUGGCUAGGGCAUUUUCUCUUUGGACAAGAGGAUGAAAAGUGGUCUGAUGGAGGUGUAAAAGAUCAGAAACAGGUUUAAUAUCACAGGCAUAUGUCAAGAAAUUAACUUGGACAGCAGUACAAUGCAAUACAUGGAGAAAUAGAAACAAUUACAGUAUGUACAGUACCUAUAAAGUGUUCACCCUUAAGUUUUCAUGUUUUAUUUUACAACUUUGAAUCAAAGUGGAUUUAAUUUGGCUUUUCUGACACCAAUCAACGGAAAAGACUCAUUUCAAAGUGAAAAAGGAUUUCUACAAAUUGGUAAAUGUAUUACAAUUGGUAAACAAAAUAACUGAUUGCAAAAUUACUUGCCCCCUUCAAGUUGGUAUUUAGUAGAUGCACCUUUGAUAGCAAUUACAGCCUGAAUCUGUAGACCAGCUUUGCAAAUCUGCACACUGCAAUUUUUCCCCAAUUCUUUACAAAACUGUUCAAGCUCUAUUAGAUUAUAUGGGGAUCGUGAGUGAACAGCCCUCUUCAAAUCCAUCCACAGAUUCUCACUUGGAUUGAGUUCUGGACUCUGACUUGGCCACUCCAGGAUAUUAACUUUGUUUUCAAACCAGUUCUGUGUAGCUUUGGCUUCAUGCUUGGGGUCAUAGUCUUGCUGGAAAACAAAUCUUCUCCGAAGUAGUAGUUCUCUUGCAAACUGCAUCAGGUUUAUGUCCAGGAUUUCCCCGUAUGUUGCUGCAUUCAUUUUGCAUUCCAGAGCCUGCUGCAGUGAAACAUCCCCACAGCAAGAUGCAGCCACCACCAUGCUUCAUAGUAGGGAUGGUGUGUUUUUGAUGUGCAUUUUGGCUUAUGCCAAACGUAGUAUUUAGUCUGAUGGCCAAAAAGCUCAAUUUUGGUUUCAUCACACCAUAGAAUCUUCCAGUCUCCCUCAGGCCUUCAGGUAGACAAGCCAAGAUUUCAUGUUACUAGUUUUUCUUUUGAACAGCGGCUUUCUCUUUGCCUCUCUCUCCCAUCUCAGCCACUGAAGCUUGUAACUCUUCCAGAGUAGUUGGGUUUCUUGGUGGCCUCCCUCAGUAGUCCCCUUCUUGCACAGUUCUUCAAUUUUUUUUGAGGAUAGCCUGCUUGAUGCAGAUUUACAGUGGGCCCUAUUCUUCCCCCUUUCUUGAUGGUUGACUUAACCAUUCUGAGGGGUAUUCAGUGACUUGGACAUUUUAUUGUAUCCAUCUCCUGAUUUGUGCUUAUCAAUAACCUUUUCACAGUUACUUGAAGAGUUCUUUUCAUGGUGUAGUUUUUGCCAGGAUACUGACUCACCAGCAGUUGGACCUUCCAGAUGUAGGUGCAUUUUUUAACUACAAUCAAUUGAACAACCCUGACUGCACCAGUGAUGAUUUGAUGUGUCACAUUAGAGAGGGUGAAUAGUUGUGCAAUCAAUUAUUUUGUUUGAUAUUUGUAAUUCAUUUAGAUCACUUUGUAGAGAUCUGUUCUCACUUUGACACUUUUUUCUGUUGAUUAGUGCCAAAAAAAAGCCAAAUCAAAUCCUGUGUGAUUCAAUGUUGUAAAACAAUUAAAAAAAAAUAACUUAAACCGCUUUGGGUGUGUAGGUAGGCACUGUAUGUUAAAUAGUUAAAUAAGUAGUGCAAAAAAUACAAAUUAGUGAAGCAUUCAUGGGUUCAAUGUCCAUUCAUAAAUUGGAUACAGAGAAGAACCUCCCACCCCCACCCCAUUGCAGAUGGUGAUGCAGCCAGUUAGAAUGCUCCAGCGAAGAGGACACCAGCAAGCAAUUCCUGAAGUGACAUCUUGCACAAUCAUUUCAGCUUGUAUCUUCUAAUUAUUUUUAUAUUAAUUUUGUUUUUGUAAGCCUGUGACUUAGCUGUUGUUCGAUCAAGUGAGCUAGCACUCUGCUGUCCCCGAAAAAAAAACUCCAGGAGAGAAAAGUGAGCAUAGGCUGAAACAAGACAAGGAGCCAUGAGCGACUACAUUUCUUGGCAAUUAAAGCAUUGUAGUAAAUAUCAAGGCAAAUGUGGAGGAGAGUGAAUGGUUCUUGGAGAGGCUGCUGUUUCAUUUCACUUUCCUGAGGGGCCACUGGUUUGAGUUGCUGCCUGGGGGGGCAGGGGGCUGCAGGGUCCUGAUGCUCUCAGAUGUUAACAAAAUUCUUAAGAUUUCUGGAUUGGAAUGUAGUUAACAUGGGCCUCUCAGUUCCGUUUCUUUCUUGUGUUCUUGCUCGUUCUUUCUUGUUGCUGGGGGUUUGGGUGAUCUGUUAGCUUUUGUGUGAAGGAGGGGUUGGGGGUAUUUGGAGUUUUUUUCUGUGGGAAGAUUGAUGUCUUUCUUUCAACUACUUGUAUGGUUUUCUGUAUUCUAUGGCUAUCUGGAGGAGACAAAUUUCAGAGUUGUAUUCUGCAUAUAUACUUUGAUAAUAAAAUAAACCUUGAACCCCUCAUGAUACAUCUGUAGAAAUUUGCAAGUUUUUUAGGUCAGAUACCAAAUCUCAGACCAAGGAGCUAUAGCUGCUGUCUUGCCACCUUUGUAGCUGCAUUGACAUGGUCAGGUUAGGUCCUUGGAGAUAUUGACACCCAAGAACUUGAAAAUGCUCACUCUCACUUCUGAUCCCACUAGGAUUGGUGUGUGUUCCCUCAAAUUACCCUGCCUGAAGUCCACAAUCAUUUUUUGGGUUGUCUGAUGUUGAGAUCAAGUUUGUUGCUGCAACAUCACUUAUAGUAGGUAUAUCUUGCUCCUGUAUUCCCUCUCAUCACUGGCUGAGGGUUUGUCAAUUUUAUAGAUGGCAUUGAUCAAGUCCAUCACCAGGACAGAAAUGGCUAUCAAAUAGGCAUGAUUUUAAGGUAAUUGGAAGAAAAUGUAAGGAGGAUGUCAGGGUUAAGUUCCUCCCAUGGAGUGCUGGGUGAUGGAACACCCUGCCAGGGCUGGUGGUAGAGGCAGAUACAUUGAGGCAUUUAAGAGACAAAUAGGCACAUGGGUGAAAGAAAACUAGAUGGUUAUGUUUGAGCGAAGGGUUAGAUUGAGUAGGUCAAAAGGAUAGUACAUCAUGUGCAGAAGGGCCUGUGCAACACCAUUUUGUUUUAAAUUCACUUGACAUUUCUACAAUUUAGCCUUUUAGAAACACCUUAUAGCGUUGCAUUAAUUUACGGGGGGGGGGGGGCAGGAACA